Myripristis murdjan (pinecone soldierfish) is the source of this 5761-nucleotide messenger RNA. Its product is annotated as beta-1,4-galactosyltransferase 3. The record is from RefSeq and is a predicted model, not a curated record. Gene Ontology annotation, molecular function: galactosyltransferase activity. The coding region runs from base 1377 to 2561 and encodes 394 amino acids. Gene Ontology annotation, biological process: carbohydrate metabolic process. Lineage: Eukaryota; Metazoa; Chordata; Actinopteri; Holocentriformes; Holocentridae. Gene Ontology annotation, cellular component: Golgi apparatus. The transcript has 7 exons.
ACCACAGCGUGUUUCCCGGUGACGGGCUGGAGAAACGCCGCUGCGGUGCCAGAGACACAAUAUGCUCCGUCGCUCCUGACGGUCCCGCACUGCACAGCAUCAACUUCAGCAAAACAUAUCGAAACCGCGGAGGAGGGAGCUUAUUACCGGGAAUACUGACCAACAACUUCUACCCUAACCAACUAUAGAAGAAAAGAAGCUCCUCUGAGCCCCGCUCGAGCGAUUGGUCCAGAUCCCAUCCAUCCAGUGGGUCGAGUGGCCCUCCUCCUCCCAGUCAGCCGUUCCUUUGAGGUGUCUCGUAGCUGCAGAUUGCGUCAUGAUGGGACAAUAGCAGAGGGCGUCAAAGCUCUCCCCCUUCCUCCUCCAUCUCCUCCCCCGUUUUUCUUUCUCUCAGCCUCAACCUCACCACAGCCCUCCCCCCCUAACAAACAUACAGCUACACACAAACACACACCACAGCCCUCUGACCACUCCUCCCACGCUGGUCAUGGUCUACUCCCCCUGUUUCCUGAUCCAGCCAGCCAGUCUGCCUUCCAGUGAGUUGGUGGAAGCUGUAAUCCUCUGUAAAGUGUAGAGCCUAUACGGCUGCAUAUGCUUGCUUUUGUCGCGGUGGCUGUUGUUGUUGCAGAGGCCUCCCUCAGGAGAGAACAUGAGAGAGAACAGAAGGCAGCGUAAAGCACACAAAGGGAGAAAGAGAGAGGGGAAAGAGUGAGUGAGAGGGAGAGAGAGACGGACACUGACACUGCCAUUUAUUUGACCCGAGGAGAAUGAGCUUUGCAUGGCAACUGAUGGAAUUCAGCGGGGGUGAAACUACAUGAUGUGGGACUGGCAUUAUCACCCAGCCAACAAGAAGACCAGCACUAAACUUUGGUGAUCUUUCAUGUCCUGUCUUGGUCUACAGCAGGGAAUGCAGUGAUUAAACAGAAAAAUAUAUAAGCCUUUUUUCUCCCAUGAUUAAGUUUUUUUUUUUUUUUUUAAUUUAAUUUUUAUUUUGCCUUCCUUUUGGUGUGUAUUUUUUCAAUUUUCAGCCUACCAGAAGUGCCUUGGUAUAGUUUUUUUCAUACAGUUACUUUUGCAUAUUUUUUUUUCUUCUCAUCAGCAACAUAUCCUUAGAAUAUUGCACUUGACUUAAUAUACAGUAACCUUCCUAUUCACUGCCUGUUGCCAUCAUUAAGAGAAGUUAAAUAUUCCAAUUUGGGUGUUUACAGCAACAACGCAAGCCUUCACAGAAUAUAGAGUCAAUGAUCAAAAACCUCGCUAAUUUUUGUACUCAGAAAAGCGUUGAUAGUCCCAAUUAAAACCACUAACCCAGGACCAGCGAGACUCACUGUCCCGCCUCCUGAAUCCUGUUGCUGUGACGACGCAGAGCCGUCACCAUGUUCAGCAUCCAGUCCAAAUGGCGCUACCUGUUCAUGUUCCUGGGCAUCCAGCUGGUGGUCAUGGCGCUGCUGUCCCGAGAGGGCUACCACAAAAGGGUCACCUACUUCAUACGCAUCUUCCGGAAGACCGAAAGCACCGUGCUGAUGGCCCGCAACCACACGACAGGUGCAGCCGUUGGCGCGGACGUAUAUGCCAACCUGUCCCGCAUGUCCAAGGGUCAUAACGGUGGAGAUGACAUGCCCUUCUGCCCCAAGACAUCUCCUUACAUAGGUGGGCCAAUCCAUGUCAGUUUUCCGUCAGGGCUCACUCUAGCCGAAGUCCAGAGGAAAAACCCAACAGUAGUACGAGGAGGGCGCUACAGGCCGCCUGACUGCGAGGCUCUUCAUCGCACCGCCAUCAUCAUCCCCCACAGAAACAGGGAGCACCACCUCAAGUUCCUGCUCUACUACUUGCAUCCAUUCCUGCAGCGGCAGCAGCUCAACUAUGGAAUCUAUGUCAUUCACCAGGCAGGAAACUACACGUUCAACCGGGCCAAGUUGAUGAACGUGGGUUUCCGUGAAGCCAUGAGGGAGGAAGACUGGGACUGUCUCUUCUUCCACGACGUGGACCUCAUCCCUGAGGAUGAUCGCAAUACAUACACCUGCGACUCCAACCCAAAGCAUGCAGCCAUCGCCAUGGACAAAUUUGGCUACAAGCUUCCAUACAAAAUGUAUUUUGGAGGAGUGUCAGCCUUGACUCCACUGCAUUACCUCAAGAUGAACGGUUUCCCCAACAACUACUGGGGCUGGGGUGGCGAGGACGACGAUAUUGGAGUCAGAGUGUCUUUGGGAGGAAUGUACAUCACUCGUCCAUCACUGAAGGUGGGCCGCUACAAGAUGAUCAAACACAAGCUGGAUAAAGGCAACGAUGUGAACCCGAAGAGGUUCAACAUGCUGGCCAAGACGCGUCAAACCUGGAAGCUGGAUGGGAUGAACACAGUUGAGUACGAGAUAGUGUCACGGGAGUACCUGCCCCUCUACACCAACAUCACCGUCAACAUUGGCACAGAGGCCGGUCUGCACGUUCGUCCCCCAACGGCACCACCGCCAAAACCCCCAGCUGAAAAGCCGGCUAAUAAAACAGCCAAAGGCCCGGCCAAUCCCCCUGCCAAACUCAAAGAGGACCACAAGACCACCCAGUGAGCCGCCUCACUCUGCCUUUACUUCACCUGCAGUGAUCGUUUCGGUGUGUGCUGUUGGAUGGUUUAAUUAUUUCUCCAUGGUGGCCUGGGGUUUCUCACACACCUGUAAACCUUUUCAUCUGUUUCCUCUCCUGAAUGUGACUCCCUUUUUGAUUGGUGGAAGAUCAGCUGCAGACCUUGCCACCACCUGUGAACGGUUAGGACACUCACUUGGGUGAUUAAAGCACCCGUUUAAAAAUAAAGACAGAAAAUGCUGAAUCUGCUCCAAGAGACUUCAGUCCUGUUAUGCCACUGAUUAUUCUUUCAGCGGAGCGACAGCAGAGGGUGACCGUUAAAAGAUGGACUCUAUGAGUUUAUAUAUCCACAGCGCUGUGGUCGCUGGUUAAACCUUGUGAUGCCUUAGAAUCUGAUCUCAUUUUUUUUUUUUUCUUUCUCUCUUUACUUUAUGGUGUUUAGAAUAUCAGGUUCAUAUGAAUCAAUUACUGCAAUUUCUAGCAGUCACAUGCCAACAUAUUUGGACAGAGUUACUCAUGUUUUUUUGUUUUUUGUUUUUGUUUUUUCUUGUUUUUGUUUUUUCAAGGCACUGAAUAUACUGUUAAAGGAGAGUGUCUCUUUUCCCAAUAGAGAGUGUGAAGCUGCUACGAUGAAUAUGGAAGGAAUUGGCCAAUUAGUGUAUGAUUAGUAGCGUAGAAGUGACACAAAUAUACUCUCCAUCUAGAAAUAACUGGGGCCUUGUUUAUAAAACGUUCCUCACAGAUGUCCUCCUGUCCAAAUCAAAAGUGAGCUAGAUGUCUAAAAUUACAUCAGUUCUACUGCAGUAUAUCAAGAAAAAGUGAACUCACAGUCUCUAAUUAUCAAAGGUGUGAAUGCUGUAGAAAUACUUUAGCUUUUUGCGGGGACAUAUUUUGUAAAAUGUACAAUGGAAAGUAGAAUAAAGUCAAAGAGCACAUUUAUAGAUGAGGCUCCAGGGCUGCAAUACUGUACAUAAAAGUCAAGGUACAGCUGCUCUGUACAGGUUUUAUCUCGGUGGUAAUCAGUGCAUUCAACACAGCCUUUCUUCUCAUGUUCUUAAUAUUUCAGCAUAUCCAAUAUCCACAACCUGUUGAUUGGUAUUUUUUACGUGUGCGGUUGUGUAUUUGCCUUGAUGAAGAGCGCAGGUCCUGGUGACAAUGAUCAGUCCACUGCCUUCAGAUGAGCUGGCCGUUCACGUCAAAAUGGAGUCUUUGACACUCACCAUUUUCUACCACUUUGUUAUUUUAUUAUAUUUACAGUAGCUGCUUGUGUAAAUGUAUCAUUAAAGGGUGCUGGUUUGCUGCUGCGAGUUUAUAUGCAGUGGAACUUAAUAAUCCGCUGUUUUUUUUUUCUUGUUUUUUUUUUUUUUUUUUAACAUCUUUGACCCUUCUCCUGUCCUUCAUCCACACGUUUCUGAUAGAACUGAGCUACAAAAAGCAAUUUGAAUCCUCCAUCAGAGGAGAUGAGUGGAGGCAGCAGCUGUUUGAGGCUCAAGUGACAAAUGAACCACUUUAUCCAUCAGGACUCACAAGUUCAUUCACAUCCUCGGAGGGGCUGGGAAAUGUGACGACAGCUUCAACCAGAAGCAAAACAAAGCCAAUAUUUUUGAUUGCUCUUCAUGUACAGUUAAAGUGCAUGUUGCAGUGUUCGUGGGAGACCCUUGAAACUCCAGUUUUGGAACUUCAACUGAAGGAUUAAAUCUUUGACAAAAUUGACACUAGAGGUAGUUUAUAAAGGGAGAUAUUCCAGCUUCAAGAAUAUCUGAGGCCACCUCCAGUGGGCGAGCUGAAGCGCUAAAACUGGGCUAAACCAGAGUAAAAUUGAACAGUGGUCAGCUGGACUUGUACAUAAAAUCAGCUCUCUAAAUUAUACCCUCAACUUCACAUUCAGCUUACAAUUAUGAUGUCAUAAAUAUUGGGCCAUGCAACAAUGACAGUAGAGGUCCAGUUACGGGUAAAUAUUUGGAAUCAAAGGUAGUGAUCAUUUGUUCAGCCCCAUUGAUUACCAUAUCUUCUACUGUGUUUAACAAGUGCUCAGUGCUGAAACGGCCCCCGAUUGCCAAACGAGUACUGCAUAGUACUGCACUCCUUUGUCUCCACUUAUUUCACAGCAGUCAAUGGCCGUGAUUUGUUUGAGAAACUGAUUGUCAUCAAGCUUUUCUAGCCACAGUGUGGAAAGACACGUCACAGCUGGAGGUUCCUGUUUUUGACUCGGCCAUACAGUCACUACAAAAUAUGUCAGCUUCUUUAAAGUCGCUCUCCGUGACUGAGUUCCCAGAAUCUUCCACUAGCGCCCGUGUACUGCAUGUCACGCUCCCUCUCCUGUGCACUCUGACGAAUGAUUGUUUACACCAGAACACACUCACACACACACAAACACACAAAAAAAUACCCCUUUACAUAAUGUUUGUGACCCCACUGGUUGGUGUGUACGCUGAAACCAAAGAUGACUGCGUGGAAAGCUGUGCCCGCACACAGGAAGUGAGUGGGUGUGUAUGUAUGUGUGUGUAUGUACAUAAAGACAUAUUGUGAAUGAUAUCUAUCAAACAUGUUGCCCUAUCUUCACACACCGGCAUAUCAUUCGUUCCUAUCAGGUGUCUAAUUUUCCAGCUGGUUUUGGUAGGUUUUCAAACAGAUUGAAGUCAAAACACCAUGUUAUUCAUGUUGACCAAUAUGUAAAAAUGUCCUAUAUAAUGUUUCUUUUUUUUUCUUUUUUUUUUUAAAUUAUUAAAAGGUUCAGGAUAUCUUCUGACAUCUUUUAAUGAGUUUUAUGCUGGUAGAGACAGUUUUGUCAGAUGCUUUUCAAACGGUGGAACAAGACUCUUGGAUUUGGAUGCGAAGAGAGAGGAAGUGAAUCAGGCGGAUGCUGGCUGUGGCUGCCUGACAUUUUGUGUAUUGUCUUUCUCAUGUGAAUUCAUAUUAAUCUCCUAUGGCCUUAGCAACACACUUAAAAGACUCGUAGUUGAAGACUCGGUCACUAUGUAUGCAAUAGCAUCUCACGCUGUAUCAAGACUUAAAUAUGCAUGGCACAAAACCUUUUUAGUGAGGUUAUUGGAAUGUACAGAGCACAAUAUAGACAUGAUACACCUGAGUUCUCAUCUUGGUAACAUGAAGCAUGCUAAAGUGUUUAUAUGUUGUAUGAAACUUUCUUAUUGUGACAUGAAAUAUAUGUUUCCAUCUGCUGUGAGUA